Messenger RNA from Pezoporus occidentalis (night parrot), 2363 nucleotides. RefSeq names its product cleavage and polyadenylation specific factor 7 (gene CPSF7). Gene Ontology annotation, molecular function: mRNA binding. The transcript is spliced from 10 exons. Gene Ontology annotation, biological process: mRNA alternative polyadenylation. NCBI's taxonomy places the organism in Eukaryota, Metazoa, Chordata, Aves, Psittaciformes, Psittacidae. Gene Ontology annotation, cellular component: mRNA cleavage and polyadenylation specificity factor complex. Bases 29 to 1549 code for a protein of 506 amino acids. The record is from RefSeq and is a predicted model, not a curated record.
CCCUUCCUCUCCCCCCGCCCGGCCCGUUAUGGCGGUCUCGGCCCCGGUUGUUGUGGGGGGGGGGGGAAGGCCUCAGUGUGUGAGGAGGGGGUGUGGGUGCUCAUCCCGACCUCCCGGUCCCAGCCCGGGCUCCUGCUCUGCUCCCGCCUCUGGAAGGAUGUCGGAGGGGGUGGAUCUGAUCGAUAUCUACGCCGAUGAGGAGUUCAACCAGGACUCAGAGUUCAGCAGCGCCGACCAGAUGGACCUGUACGACGAUGUGCUGGCCGUCAGCUCCCAGCCCCCCGAGAGCCGCAGCAGCAGCAGCUCCGAGCCCCCCCCUGAGAUCCGUCAGGAGCCCUCUCCCAAAGCCAACAGCAAGGCCCCCGCCAUCCUGUACACCUACAGCGGGCUGCGCAACAAGAGGGCUGCCGUCUACGUGGGCAGCUUCUCCUGGUGGACGACUGACCAGCAGCUGAUCCAAACCAUCCGCUCCGUCGGCGUCUACGACGUGGUGGAGCUGAAGUUCGCAGAGAACCGAGCCAACGGCCAGUCCAAAGGGUACGCAGAGGUGGUGGUCGCCUCCGAGAACUCGGUGCACAAGCUCCUGGAGCUCCUGCCUGGCAAGAUGCUCAACGGGGACAAGGUGGAGGUGAGGCUGGCCACCCGGCAGAACCUCUCCCAGUUCGAGGCCCAGGCUCGCAAACGUGUGCCUCCGAGGGCCCAUUCCCGGGAUUCCGUGGACUCCGUGGAUGGCCGUGCCACACCGACAGAGAAUGCUUUGCCUGCAGCCCGCCCGGACAAACCCCCCUCGGUCCUUCCCUUCUUCAACCGCCCCCCCACUGCUUUGCCCCUUAUGGGGCUGCCCCCUCCACCCAUGCCACCACCUCCUCCCUUGUCCUCCGGCUUCGGUGUCCCCCCGCCACCCCCCGGUAUCCACUACCAGCAUCUCAUGCCCCCCCCGCCUCGACUGCCCCCACACCUCGCUGUGCCCCCCCCAGGGGCUGUCCCCCCUGCCCUGCACCUCAACCCUGCCUUCUUCCCCCCACCCAACGCGGCGCUGGGUCCUCCACCGGACACCUACGGCAAGGCCAUGGCUCCCUACAACCACAGCAGCCGGGAGCUGGGCCCUCCCCCGGCCCCAGUGAGUGAAGGGGAGUUUGAGGAGAUCAUGAACAGGAACCGGGCCAUCUCCAGCAGCGCCAUCUCCAAGGCGGUGUCCGGCGCCAGCGCAGGUGACUACAGCGACGCCAUCGAGACCCUGCUCACGGCCAUCGCCGUCAUCAAACAGUCCCGCGUGGCCAGCGACGAGCGGUGCCGCGUCCUCCUCUCGUCCCUCAAGGACUGCCUGCACGGCAUCGAGGCCAAGUCCUACAGCACCGGCGCCAGCAGCAGCUCCUCCAGGAAAAGGCACCGAUCCCGGGAGCGCUCCCCCAGCCGGUCCCGUGAAAGCAGCCGGCGGCACCGGGACGUGCUCCACAGCGAGGACCGGCACGAGGACUACUUCCAGGAGCGGAACCGGGAGCACGAGCGGCAUCGGGACAGGGACAGAGAGAGGGACCGGCACCACUGAGACAGGAAUUUGGCAGGAAGUGGUUUUUAAUGGACUCGUAUCUCCUCCCCUCGACGAGGCUGCUCCACUCUCCCACCCCAUCCCAGGCUCCCCCCCCAGCUCCCUCCGGACACCCCAGGAAAGCCGUGGAGCACGCCAGCAGCCGGGCCUCCCACCGGACACCUCGUGGCCUUGGGGCCGGAGCCCCUGCUCCCUUCUGCUUCCCAGAGGGAAUGCCAGCACCCGGCUCAGCCCGCUCUGCUCCACGGAUACUCGGACCCAAAGAGAAAUGGUGCUUUUCCUUCCACGGAGGGAGGGUGGUGAGGCCGUGCUGGGAAGAGGAUGGAUCCUUCCCAAGGCUGCACGGAUCCCGCUCCGUGCUUGGGGUUGCUGGAAGCGGUACCAGGGGUUCCCCAGCCUCCUGCCCCCCUCCUGUGGGGACGCUCGUGUCCCCAUUGCCCCGCAGUGCCAGCACAGGCCCCCAUGCUGCUCCUUUUCCCCUUUAUCCUCCCUGCUCAGCCCAGGAGGGCUGGAGCAGAGCUGGGGCUCAGCCCUUCCCUCUGCCCCACAUUCCAGGGCUCUCCUGCAGCACCUUCCUUGUUUUAGAGGAAGAGGAGGCAGCAGGGCAGGAUGCAACCCCCCCCCCCCCCAGAUGCUUAUCCCUGGGGAUGCUCUCCCCAACCACCCUUCCAGGGGGCACAAUGGCAGGGGGGGGGUUGUUCCCCAUGCUCGAGGGGGCUGCACCUCUCCAGGCCGGGUGGGAUCCCAAGGGAAGCACCCACAAAGGGUCGGGCUGAGCUGAGGAGACAAGGGGCAACUUCCAGGGCUGGUGGCU